ACUGCAUAGACGUUUAGGUUUAAGUGUGGUCAAUCAUUUGCUGACGCAGAAGCCCUAACUCCAAUUACCGUGAUCAGAGCCAAACAACAGCUGAGAUAAAUCAACAUUUAUAAGCUAAUAAUAUGACAUCAGUAUUUAAUACAAUUAUGUGGAUAUGCCUAUUUGUUGUUGCUGUUAAAACGUGCAUUGCAAUUGCUUAUGAUCCAAACGAUACAAAAAUCGCUUCAGUUAUUCCACCUGAAGGUUUUUUCGAGGCAUUUUAUCCGAGAGAAAUGGAUGGUGUGCCCAACAGUGCUUCCCGUCCUGCUCAUGCGCACGGCAGUUUCUUUAAGCAUCGCAAUCCAGCUUUGGUGGACACAAAGAAUGCAGCAGCUUACGGAUAUCGUUUUGAUGGUAAACGGCGUUUCAAUUUAAAGUAAAGAUUUAAUAAUAAUUACAUUGUGUGCUCUCCUCAUGGUUUUAUGAAAAUUCAAUAAAAUGUAAAAUUAAUAAUAUACAUACAUAUGUAUGUAUGUAUAUCCAAUGGAGUUGGUGAGGCUUUGUUUACCAGUUUUUUAAGUUAACAUACAUACAUACAUAUGUAUUGUAAAUACAUUAGUGUAUUUGUAUGUACACAUAUGCUUAACUCUCUUUUGCUUACCCAACAAACUAUAAUGAAGGUGUUUAAAGUCUAUCAUUAUUUUUAAAUUAUUAAAGAUUCUUUAUUUGAUAAAAUCCACAUUUCGUAUUCAUUAUGUUAUACAUUAAUAAUUCGUUAAAAUUACCAAUUGACUUUCUACAAUUAAAAACAUCUCGUACAAUAUGCCGAAAUCACUCUACAAGAGUACCCAUAAUCAAUUUAUACCAGAUUGCUAUCAUCUGAUAUUAACCAUAUGACAGUUUCCACCACAUCAAAAUACAGUCCACUUUAUACAAUUGACAUUUAAAAUCAUCUGUGCGUAGAAACGUUUUUCCGAUUUUAUUUUUGCUGUAUUGCAUUAUGUUUCAAUAAAAAAUCCUUUAUCGUGAAAAAAAUUUAAAAAAAUAUUAGUAUAGCCAAAGGGAACACCUAAAGUUGAGUGUUUAAGCAAAAAUUACAUUUUGUUUU
This is a messenger RNA of Bactrocera tryoni, 1087 nucleotides long. RefSeq lists its product as uncharacterized. Lineage: Eukaryota; Metazoa; Arthropoda; Insecta; Diptera; Tephritidae. Bases 123 to 419 code for a protein of 98 amino acids. The record is from RefSeq and is a predicted model, not a curated record. The transcript has 2 exons.